Molecule: messenger RNA, 849 nt
Organism: Dermacentor andersoni
Lineage: Eukaryota; Metazoa; Arthropoda; Arachnida; Ixodida; Ixodidae
Source: RefSeq, a predicted model, not a curated record
AUAAGACAGACCGCGGCCGCAGUGAAGUCGCAGUCCUCUUCCAAAGCCCUCUUGGUAGCUUGUGCUCGAGAGCAACCGACCAGCCGUCGACAUGAACUCACUGGUUUGCACCGUCUUCGUCAGCGCCCUACUGGGCAGCGCUCUCAGCGGAUUCGUCGGCGGCGGUGGCGGCGCUGGAGGCCUCGGUGGGGGCUAUGGCGGUGGCGGCUAUGGAGGCUAUGGAGGCUACGGCGGAGGAGGUCUUGGCGCCGGCGGCCUCGGAGGCUACGGUGGAGGUUUGGGCGUCGGUGGUCUCGGAGGAGGUGGCGCUGGUGUGGGUGUCGGCAGCAGCGUUGUCCUGCUGAGCGGUGGCGCGGCGGGUGCCAGCAAAGCCGUGGCCGGACCGGCGUUCUUGGUGCGCACGGUGCAUCACGUCUCCCAGGUUCACGGCGGCGGUGCCAUCGUGGCCCACUCGGGUCUCGGAGGCGUCGGAGGAGGCGCCGGCGCGGGAGGAUUCGGAGCCGGUGGCCUCGGAGGAGGCGUCGGCCUCGGAGGAGGUUACGGAGGAGCCGGAGGCCUCGGCGGAGGAUACGGUGGGGGCUACGGCGGAGGCUAUGGUGGCGGCGCCGGCGGUGGAGUCGUCGGCAAGCUGCUGCUCGUCAAGCACCACAAAUAAGCGCCCCCAUGCCCACCCUCAUUUUCUUUUCCCUCAAGCAGAGUGAAGAGGCGUCCAGUCCAAGCUGUGCAGCACCGACCUUCACGCCACAGCUUCGCCGACUCGCGCCUGUGAUCUAAGUCGAAGAAACCAUACUAUGUAUUCCUGAUGGAUGUAAAUACACAUCAGCUCGGAUGUUGCUUCCUGUUACAAAA